Linum trigynum is the source of this 2456-nucleotide messenger RNA. Lineage: Eukaryota; Viridiplantae; Streptophyta; Magnoliopsida; Malpighiales; Linaceae. The record is from the annotation of a GenBank genome assembly.
GCUACAUGUUAUUAAUCGUUGUUUUUUGCCCUAGGAUACGUGUUGAUCCCUUUUUUGCCCCCUUACUCUCUCUUUCCCAUGAUUAUUGCCUCCACUACCCAGUACCCACCUCCACAUCUUUCCUAAAACCCCACAUCCACCGGAGAAAAACGCCAUAGACAGAGAGAAAAAACAAGAUCGGAGAUGAACGACAGCGGAUAACCAGCCAGCUGGCACAUGAUCAGCUGGUCAACCAACAACGGCGGCUUCGGAUCGGUGCAAGACUCGAGCCGACGAUAACCAACCAGAUUAUGCUUUGGUUCUGCCCCAUCGCACCCAAACCCGCCAACCCGGAUCCCUCCGUUUCCACCAUAGCAAACAACUACAAGCCCAGGAAGAAGCGCAAGUACGUUAGGGUUCGAAAGAGCAAUAGAUCCAUCAAGAAAAAGGACAUGACCUCAUCAUCGUCAUCGACGGAUCCCAAAUCCUCAAACCGCAUCGUCACCCUCCAGCUCCUCGCGGAGAGCACCCAUCUACAUGAGGAAGAAGCAUCUAUAGAUCGGAGCGUGCUCUCGUCGUUGCCACCAAGCCACUGCAACCUGGAUCUCACCAUGGCCGCUUCUGUAGAGGAGGAUAAUAAUAAUAAUAGUUGUUAUUACCAUCACGGCACAAAUCUGAUGACGUGGGGGAUGGGGAAAGAGGUGGAGGAGUCGUGGGUGACGGUGGAGUCGGCAGCGAAGAUCUCGCCCUCCGGAAGCUCAUCUUAUACAUGGAUCUAGGGGAAGUGAAGAUCCAUUUGGAUGGCGACACGUGUCCAGUGUUCGUAUUUGACGGCUUCAACCGAGUGGUGUGAUUUACAAGCUAUGUGAGAAGCAUGGAGAAGGGAAGAACUAUUAGCAUGAAGGCUACUUGUUUCGUGGUAAUCAACUUUGAAUACCACUUACUUCACUUCGAGAGUUUCUACUAUGAGAAGCCCAUGGAGGAGGAUUGAUGGCACACUUUGGUGUAGCCAAAACAGUGAGUUGCUUACAAGAGCACUUCUAUUGGCCUCAUAUGAAAAACGAUGUGGAGAGCUUGUGUGCUAGAUGCAUGAAGUGCAAACAAGCUAAAUCGAAGGUGCAAUCGUCUGGAUUGAACACUCCACUAACCAUUCCAUUAUUGUUGUGGGUUGACAUCUCUAUGGACUUCAUGUUGGGAUUUUCAAGGACGAGGAGAGGUCGAUAUUCUAUCUUUGUGGUGGUGUAUCGAUUUUCAAAGAUGGCACAUUUCAUUACAUGCCAUAAGGCUGACGAUGCUUUCAAUGUGGCGGAUUUGUUCUUAAAAUAGGUGGUGUGACUACAUGGGAUGACACACCAUUGUUUCUGAUUGUGAUUCAAAGUUCUUGAGCUACUUUUGGAAGACGUUGUGGAGCAAGUUUGGAACAAAGCUCUUGUUUUCGACUACUUUUCAUCCUCAAACGGAUGGACAAACUAAAGUGGUGAAUCGUACUUUGUCUCAAAUGCUACUAGCAGUCAUCAAGAGCAACAUCAAGACAUGGGAGGACUGCCUACCUCACGUGGACUUUUCCUAUAAUAGAGUCGUGCAUUCAACAAUGAAGUAUUCUCCUUUUGAGGUCGUACAUGGGUACAAUCCUCUUAGUCCAUUUGAUUUGGCACAUUUACGUUUGAAGGAGCAAGUGAACAUGGAUGGAGCUAGAAAGCAAAGUAUGUGAAGAAUCUCCAUGAGAAGGCUCGACUGAAUAUUGAAAAGAAGACAUAGCAGAUUUUGAAGAACGUCGGCAAGCAUAGAAAGGCUCAAAAUUUCUAAGCAGGAGAUUGGGUGUGAGUGCAUAUGAGGAAAGAAAGGUUCCCACAUCAAAGGAGAUCAAAGUUGUUGCGUAGGAGCGAAGGUCUCUUUCAAAUCAUUUUGAAGGUUGGUACUAAUGCACACAAGCUUGAACUACCCGGAGAGUAUGACAUAAGUGCAACCUUCAACGUUUCCGAUCUCGCACCAUUCCUAGAGGAUAACUCGAAUUUGAGGGCAAAUCCUUUCCAAGAGGGAGGGAGUGAUGAGGUCAUCAAGACCAAGCCUACUCAAGAUGAAGCACCAAUGACUCGUGCUAGAGCUAAAGCUUUUCGAGAUCAAAUCAUAGUUAUUUGGCUAAGGAGUUGGAAGCAUGAGCAUGGAUUUGCUAGAAGGAAAGCCCAUUACACUAUUGAGCUUUGUGGACCAAGAGGAGGACAAAAUGGGCUUGAAGGGAAGGAAGGGAGAAUCGGCCAUGAAGGGUUCCUUUAGUGUGAAUGGGAUAUCAAAUGGGAAAGGAAUCCAGGUGUGAACACAAGAGGGAAGGAGCAUUUCAAGGCUAGAUUCUAGGAGGAAGUUUGACUAAGUCUUUUACUGGUUUCUUAAGGUUUUUGUUUUCUUUUUUCAAACAGGUUUUGUUUUUUCUUAGUUGUUUUAGAUGUGGAUUUGUAUGUCUAUAAAAAGGGAACUGAACC